Trichobilharzia regenti is the source of this 4178-nucleotide messenger RNA. Lineage: Eukaryota; Metazoa; Platyhelminthes; Trematoda; Strigeidida; Schistosomatidae. The record is from the annotation of a GenBank genome assembly.
GACUCACUUAAUUCUGCGAAGGUUAUGUUUCGUUACGUCUUGUUGAUUUUUGGAACUUUGGUCCGUGGCUGUACUUUUCUUGACAUAGUCGUUCACACUUUAGUCUAAAUCUCUUCUUUUAACAUAGACUUUUACAAGCAACAGUGAAGAAAAGACACCAAAGUCAAAUAACAUUUAAUCAACCAAUAAAACGGCUAGGCAUUAUACAUGGAUGUUGUUUUUAAUCUUCGUUGCAAGUUUCACCUAGAUGUUCUAAUAUCAACAAUAAAAUGACUAAUCGCCCUAGGAACUGCUAUUCAUACACUAGAGUGGAAAGGUUAUUCACAACUAUCAUCAUUAGGCUAGAUUCAUCAUAAAGUCAAUCAUACCUCCGAAUUAGUACAUCAUAUAAGUCGAACUCAUACAAAUUCUAUUGAAGGAUUCUAAAAAACUUAUUAUAAUAGUAAAUGGUUCUCGAUAUGAUGCGAUAUACGGCCACUUGUAUUUUUGGUAUCGAAAUCGGUUUGUGUGUCAACAGGCUCCUAUGAGAUACUGGGACCAGUUGUUAUCGCAUCUUGGUGAUAUAUACACUGCAUAAUUCAUAUUUAUUACACAUAUCUUAUAAUUACACUUCUUAAAAUUAAUGCCACUUUUUACCUAGAAGAAUAUAAAUAGGCUGAUUCAAGGUCAUUUGACUUUGACCUCUAUUCUUUACUGUUACCCUUUUGUGAUUCACUGUUUCAUUUCCUACGCAUUUGUACCCGCGUGUAUAUAUGGUGUGUAUACAUGCUCACUUCAGUACUCAUGAAUCUUCCCUAAGAACCCAUAAAUUUUGCCCCAUUAUUUUUAAUUUGAGUACCUGAAUAAGAUAUUUCGGAGAAAUAUAGGGAUUCUCACAAUUCCCUAAAUUCUUAUACUACGUUUCCCGUGAUUGGGGGCAGAGUUUGUUAUCUGGUUACCGCGCUGCAUUUAAAGACAGUCAUCUUGGUUUAUUUAUUUGUUUAUAGCUAGAUUCCACACUAUAGUUUUAGUAUUAGUAUGGAAUUUUCAGCAUGCGAUAUUAGUAGCCCAAAUUUUCUGGCCAACCAUUGAUAUUAGGUGUGCGUAAGCAGGGGAUCGAACCCCCGACCAUGUGUAUAGUCGGCGAGAGUCCUAACCGCUGUGCUACCGACGCUUAGUAAGAAAACAACGCUAAGCCUCAUUGUAGAAAGGAUAAUGCGAACCAUUUAACACACUGUUGACUUAAAGGAAGAAGUCUCAGUUGAUUCUUAUUUCAAACGUUAAUUUUAUUAUUUUUUCACCUAAAUUGUACGAUACACGAUUAGGCUUCUAAGGCGACUAAAGACUAGUGCGAUUAAAGAUUGAAUUCUUUCAACCAGCUUUUUCUUCAGGUCCACUGAGGACAAAGACUGAAGUAAGUGCAACAAUUGUCUGCAGUGGACCAUAAAUCUUUCAAGUAGUGUGCCACAAAGUUCCUGCAGUUCGCCUAAAGUCAUUACUCGCUGGGCUCCUCAAAAACCCCAUAACGUCAAAUGACCUGGUGCUAAGAGACUUAGCAAAAAAAACUGUAUCUUUGUAGACAUGUAUGGGCGAUUCUGUGGGACCUUCGAUGUAACGUGAGUUUUUUGGCUGCAAUUAUGUGCAGUAACUGGUUUUCAUCAGCCUACAGCGAACUGAGAUUGACUACCUCACGAACAAUUGUUGUUUGCAAAUAACGUUAGGAGAGCACGUGCAUCAUGCAUUAUUUAUGUACGAAAAGCAAUGAUUAGCUUUUGCUGUCAAAUCUUUUGAAAAAUUCAAAAAUGGGUAUACCUGGAACCUAAAGAUCCAUUUUCAGGAGAACUCUGUCUGGGAAUGCAAGCAAAGCAGAAUACAAGAAACAUGAUAAAAAUUUUCUACAACUAUAUACAUGCAGAAUACAAGGCGAAAGGCAUUUUUACAAGUUAUCGUGGGUUUUAAUUUCUUGUAGACCUUUAAUUCAAAUCAUAUCCUUCUGCUAUAUAACCUAAAUAGACUGUAAAAUUAUACAGCUUAGAGUCACGCCAUACUCAAGGCUCGAUGGUAUGAUUGUAAGCCAUUUUAAAUAGUUUCUGUAUACGUACUGGAUAACUCGUGCUAAAUCGUUCGGUAGGACUAUCGAUAUGCACUGCGUUAUUAAUAUCAUGUUUUAACCAGCCAUACUAGGUGAAAUUUAAUAUUUCCAUACUGUGCGUGAAUAUGUUCAGGCUAUAUUACCAGUAUUGCAAAUGAUCCCCUAAGGAUAGAGGCCACCUGUGUAGUUGUGCCAUGCGAUGAAACUGUAUGUCGUCCCGGUUUACCAAACGACCAAAAGAAGUGUUCUCUUCUAAAAACCUAUGUAAAAUUAAGCAGUCAGUCGGUAUGUAAUUCUGUGAAUAAACUGCUUGAUAUUACUGUAGGUCAUAUGUCUCUUACAAACUGUCCAUGCACACCUUGAUACGGUGAGACUGCAAAUGACUAAUUAAAUGACUCUUCUCCUUAGAUAAAAGCUAUGUGGACAAUAAAAAACUUAUACUAGUUCUCGUAACAUUCCCUGACCCACAAAAGAACGAAUGGAGUUGUUUAAAACAAGCAAUAUACGACGUUAAAGUCACACUUAUGUCUCAUGGUUGCCGUGAUCUUUGGCAAUUAAAACCGAAAAGGUUGUACGAGAUGCGCCUUUUGAACAUCUGGUUAAGUGCUAAUUCGUUUUUUUUGUUGACUCUGUGUACCAGUAUGCGUGUUUCCAACCUUAAGAAAGUGACACUGAAGUAAAGCAUCAUGCAAUUAGAUAACGGUUAGUGUAGAUUAUCGAUUGUUAAGUAACUUUCGUAUAAUAAUCAUGGCUCAGGCAGUUGAAUUUUGUAUUCACACACUACCUUCCGAAGUUUUAAUAGUGUUUUGUCAUUUUUCAAGGUUCAAAUAUGCUUUUACGACUGCAUAAAUUUAGACUGACGUAUAUGUGCGUUGAAUUUGAUUUUCCAGAUCUAAUGAGUGCAUAUGGAUCUAUCAUUGAGGGAAUCGGAAAUGAAAUACUUUUUGUCUUCAGUUGUAUGGGAACAGUUGUAUUUCUUGUUGUGGCAUGGAUGUCCACCAGAGUCAACUGGGAACUAGUACCAAUUAGAAUAACCUUAUCACGUCAACAAAAUGAGAACCAAGGCACUGAAGCAGAGGCUACUAAUGUCACAGAACCGAAUACUGCAGAUGCAGCAAACACCAUAUAUGCAGAAACUUCAUCUUCGAGCUCUGAAGAUGAAGUCGAUAUGGAAUCUAGUGUUCGCAAACGUUCACACGCUGUUCGAAACAACUCUUCGUCAGAUGAUGAAUCCAAAGACAACAAAACAGAAGAAGAGCCAAAGACCACACCUCGUUCCAAAGGCCACUUUGUAGUAAAGUUACAAUACCUUAAUGAUGAGACGCGAUUUGUUCAUGUAUCUCCAACAAUGUCUGUUAGUCGUUUCAGAAAGAAACACUUUGUUGAUGAAUUAGUCAAUCAAAACAAGAAUGUAAGACUCAUUUUUCAAGGCCGUGAACUGUUAGAUGUAGUACCAGACGAAUCAAGAUUCAACAAUGUGAGAUACAAACGUCGACGAUUAUGUGAUUAUGGUAUAACUGAAGGCUCAACAAUUCAUUGUUUGAUCACAGCUUCAGUUUCGUCAUCGAAUGUCAACAGGCCAGUAAAUGAUACAGAGAAUUCAGGACGUAAUACGGGUUUUCCAGGUGCAUCUAGUGAUUCAAUGCUAACUGAAUUUGAUAUGGGUACUCGACUUAUGAAGCCAUUAUUUGCCUUUCUUUUACUUUUCACAUGGUUUUUUAGAAUUGCUUACAGACAAUAUUUUAAUUCUGUCUCCACAUUCGCUUUAGUGGCGUUGACAGUCUUUUUUUGUGGUGCUGUAUUUACUGUUAGUCUGGUUAAUGCUGCCUCAACAUUUGCUUCACUAUUUGGUAUUUCACUUACAGACAAUAAUGCGUCAAAUUGGCAGUCAGAUAAUGAUGAUGCUAACAAUGCUAAUCAUCCUUCGCAUCAGAAUGAUGUUCAAGUUGUAACUGUCACUAUGAUAGCACGACGUAUUCCAUCAGAAGCAUCUGCUAAUCAGGUGAAUAAUUCAGCUUUGUCUUUUAAUGAAACACCUAAUGAUAGGGAUAAUAAUCCAGUUGUUAUAAAUGAGGCAACAAGUGAAUUUCAGACAAGACCAGACUAA